AUGUGUAGUGAACGUGAUUUAUCAUCUCAGUCGUCAGCAUUAUCAUCAUAUUUGCAAACGACAACAACAACACAAGACAACGCAGCUCUUUUUCGUGUUUCGUAUUCCGUCAUUCGUACUGAACAGCUGAAUCGAUGUCUAGGCGAACUCAACAUCAUCGUGAAUGAGGCCAAAGAAAUUGAGCGGAAAGCGCAGAUUAUCGAAGAAUAUAUCAAGGACACCACAACAAUCGACGCACUCUAUCUGAGCGUAGCGAUGGAAAUGAGCGACACUAAGUCCAGUGAGCCAUCGUCGGAAUGGCAUGUUCGCUUCCUUGCACAACCCAACAUUAGAAAAAAAGUUCUGAUUAAUCUGCUGUGGGAAGCACACAAUGCUAUGCUUCACUUGGCGAACUCGAUCGACGAAGUGCGCAGUCCCAAAGUUGUAUAUGAAAAGACGAGUGAUAGAGUGUUGGCUGGUAUGCUACAGAAAAACACAUUUGUAGCAUUGGCUGGGCUUUCCUAUCUACGUGAAAUCGUGAGUUAUGAACCAGUCAACAUCGAUAAUACCAUCUGUGGCGGCCCACCAUCCGUCAUCAUCUGUGUUCAACGAACACUCGAUGAAAUAGCUACAGCAGCCAAGAACAUCCACACACUGACCAUACAAAUCGAACAAAACGUUCGUCAACGAGAUCCAAAUACACUCACUCUACAAAAUCACAUCAUCAACAAACUAUCCAGCAUCAACAACUCAUUACCAUCAUCCAAAACUCAUCAACAGUUUAUGAUCAUGAACAACAUCGAUAAAAGUGAUCUGGUACAUCUGAUGAAGGAGCAAGACUAUGCUGCUAGUUAUCUAUACAAAUCAGUGGAUAACAUCCGACAUCUGCAAAGCAUGUCAGAGAACGACGAAGUGCAUGACCUAUUCGAUCGGAUCCAAGUGAUCUUGCAAGAAGAGAUGAUCUGUAGUUACCGAAACAUUCUCCAUGUGUUUGCAGAAGGAUAUGCAUCAAUGAACGACAUGAUCGGGGUUCAGUUGGGAAGGAUGCGAAAACAGGAAGAAGAACUACACAUUGGAAAAGAGUUUAACAAAUGUCUUAGCGAACAACGAACAAAAGAUGAUCAUAUGUGCCAAAUAAAUCAUAGUAUCCUAUGUGUCAAAGACGAGUUCAAAGAGAUUACGAGCAAAGCAGAGCACAUCAUUCGAAAGACACUUGAAAUCGAAGAAAGCAUUAUCCAAUCGAAACUGACCGAUAAAGUCUUUCAGCGUAUAACCAUAGAGAGGAAUUAUACUCGUUCAAGCCUUCCUCCUUCACACUAUCUUGUUGACCUGUCCGAAAAAAAUAAUAUCAAUCGAAAGUUUCUUGUUGAGCUGUUGGCCGAAACGCACAAUGCUCUUAUCUAUUUUGCAAACAAUAUCGGAGAUGUACGUCGGCUAGAAAACAACUACGGACAAGGUGUUGACCAUGCUUUUGCGAAUAUUCAGACGGUUUUGAAACUUGAAAUGGUGUGUCGGUAUCGAAAUGUGAUGAACGUUUUUUCCACACCAUGGAAAUCAAUUCAUGAAAUCAACGAUCGACUGAUUUUUUCAGCUAGAAUGAUACAUCUUUGUUUAUCCGAUUAUUAUGCUGUUCGCGCUAUAGUUAUCGCUAGACAUCUUCGGCAAUGGAUGGAAGAUCUAAUUACUGGCAUCAAUGGUCUCGACACGAAAUACUUAACAUAA
Molecule: messenger RNA, 1701 nt
Organism: Adineta ricciae
Lineage: Eukaryota; Metazoa; Rotifera; Eurotatoria; Adinetida; Adinetidae
Source: the annotation of a GenBank genome assembly